GGGGUUGGACAGCUAGCACUGCUGAAGUUGGGAACUUACUGCAAACAGCUCCCUUGUCUUCCCUGUUAUUCUGUAAAUAAUACAUAUUCUCAACAUUUAAUGAGAUUUCAACACUUUGCUGUGUACUUUUGAGAGAUUUUUCUUCCUACAUGAAAUAGACAAGCCCUAUUUCCUGCCCUGCUGAGGAUCUACAAUCCGGACAUUACUGAGACAUUUCCAGAAGGAUCGUCCAUAAUUGUAGAGAUAAUGAGUGAAUACAAGACAAUUGUUCUUCAACAAGGAUUAGAGGACGUGGCUGUGGAUGACUACCAGUUUAGGAAAAUCAAGUCCUUACUAAGAAAAAAACUAAAUCUAACAAAAAAGAUGCAAGAUGAUUAUGACAGAAUUCAGAUGGCUGACCAGUUGGAGGACACAUUCCCAAAAGAUGCUGGACUGAACCUGUUGAUAAAUGUGUGUGAAAGCAUUAAAGAACUUGAAGACCUUGCUAAAAGGCUUAAAACAGAGAGAGCAAAAGUUAAAAAGCAAAAGACAAGAAAAAACAAAACUGCAGUGAAAAAAGGAAAGCAAGAAGAACCCAGUAGUUCCCGAUCUCUUUCCACCGACAAUGAAUCAGACAAGAGCGAACCCUCUGCACAGAAAAAGAGAAAACAAACCAUAAAAACUGAAGGUGGCAAGAAAAUGAAGCUUACCCAGGAGCAGACUCAGUUUCUAGAGCCUUCAGGAAGCAACCCACAAAAAGAUGAAUGUUGUCUCCAGACUCCUCAUAAGCCUCCCCCAACACCAUCCAGCAGUUCCUCAAACAAGAAAAACACAAACAUCAAAAAACAGAGUACCAUAAAGACACAGGUUUCCCAGAAAAAACAUCAGCUUCUACAAUUUGCAGCAACCAGCAACUCCUCAGCUGCCAGGAAACUCCAGACUCUUCCAGAAGUUUCAGCAGCAGCAGCAGCUUCUAACAGCCUCCAGACUUCUCAGACUCCAACAGAAACAUGCUUCACUUUAAGAACAUCUCUAGGCUUUUCAGUACCACUUUGCCAGAAUUUUCCAACGUCUCCAGCAUCAGACUCUAGCAUCCAUCUGAACUCUCCAGUGCCUCUAACACUGUCCAGUGGUGUCCAGGAUCCUCAGGUACCUCCAGCAACAAUAUCUGGUAAUAUUUGGGUCCCUCACAUGCCUUCAAAAACAGUGUCCAGCUUUCUCAGUACUCCUCAGAUGUCUCCAGUAUCCAUGUCCAGUAAUGCCCAGAACAUUCACCUACCUACAGCAGCAGCAGCCAGUAGCAAACAGUCUCCUCAGAGUCCUCAAGUAAUAACAUCCAGGCCUGCCAAAACCCCUAAAGGGCCUUCAGCAACAUUGAAAAGGGAAGCCCCGGUCAGAAUAGCAAUAGCAUCCAGCAAUAUUCAGGUUCCCAAUGCUCUUCCAGAAGCAGUGUCCAGAAAUGACAGCACCACCCAGGUAUCUCAAAGAGCAACAUCCAGUGGCAUUCAGACUCUUAACUCUGCUACAGUAAAAGCACCCAGGAAUGCCAAUGUCCCAGGUCCCUUAGGAACAGGACAUAUUUAUUCCCUGACUUCUUCGGUUUCUCCAGCAACAGCAUCUAGGAGUCUGCAGACUUCUCAAGUACUUCUAUCAACAACAAUCAACAGUCUUCCAGCUCCUCAGGUUUCUAUACCAAUAGGAACAAGCAGAGUACAGACCACUCAAACACACCCAGGAGCAUCAUCCAACAUAAUCCAGGCUCUAAAUGCUCCUCCACAGACAGAGUCCAGAAGUGUGUGCACCAUUCAAGGGCCUCAAGGAGUAUCAUAUGGUACUGGACAGGCUCUUCCCUGUUCUAAAGAAAAAGCAUCAAGGAGUGUCCAUGCUCCUCAGAUGCCUUCAGCAACAGCAUCAGAAAGUCUCCUGGCUACAUGUGGAUAUCCACCAACAGCAUCUAGCUCUCUCCCGGAUCCUUGGGUGUCCCCAGCAACAGCAUCCAGUGCUCUCCAGGCUCCUCUGGUGCCUCCAGCAGCAGUAAUCAGCAGUCCAUCAAGGACACCAAAGAAGGGAAACUUACCAAAGGAGCCUUCUAAGGUAGAAGGUCACCAUCAAGAUCCCAUACAAGUGAUGGUGUUGAAAGUAACAGAACCAUUUACUUAUGAUUUGAUUGAUGACAAAAGGAUGUUCCAUGCCACAGUGGCUACUGAGACUGAAUUCUUCAGAGUCAAGGUUUUUGACACAGCCCUAAAGAACAAGUUCAUCCCAAAAAAGAUCAUUACCAUAUCAGAUUAUUUUGGCACCAAUGGAUUCCUGGAGAUAUAUAGAGCUUCCUGUGUGUCUGAUGUGAAUGUUAACCGAACAAUGGUUAUCUCAAAUACACUGAGGCGAAGAGCCAAUGGAACUCCUAAAAUUAAGGAUCUUUUCUCUCAAAUAAAAGGGACAUAUGUGAAUGGAGAGUUUGAGGUAACUAAGAAAAAUGAAAGGGGUGACUUCAUUUACUAUGGGAUUGAAGAUGAUACUGGGAAAAUGGAAGUGGUGGUCUAUGGACGACUGACCAGUAUCAACUGUGAGCCAGGCAAUAAACUUCGACUUGUCUGUUUUGAAUUGACCUCAAGAGAAGAUACAUGGCAGCUGAAGUCUGUAAGGCACAGUUACAUGCAGGUUAUCAUUGCCAGAAGGAGAGGCACUCAAUCCUGAUUCAGUUAUGAAAACCUCUGUAGAACCAUACUUGUGACAAUCUCGAUGCCAAGGAUACUGUUUAUGGAGAUAAGAAACAAGUCCAGAGAGUGAAUGUAUAUAUGACCUGUUGAAAUACCAUACCUAUGAAAGCCAGCUUUUUGUUUGUUUGUUUUUUUGUUUGUUGUUUUUUCAAGAGGGGAUUUCUCUGUUUAGUCCUUGCUAUCCUGGAAAUCACUUUGUAGACCAAAUGUCCUGGAACUCAAGGAUCUGCCUGCCCCUGACUUCCAUGUGCUGGGAUGAAAGGCAUCCCAGUGCCACCACUGCCCUGCCUGCU
Messenger RNA from Peromyscus californicus insignis, 2992 nucleotides. Its product is annotated as interferon-activable protein 204-like. Gene Ontology annotation, molecular function: double-stranded DNA binding. Bases 247 to 2676 code for a protein of 809 amino acids. Gene Ontology annotation, biological process: response to bacterium; activation of innate immune response; positive regulation of interleukin-1 beta production. The record is from RefSeq and is a predicted model, not a curated record. The transcript has 8 exons. Gene Ontology annotation, cellular component: nucleolus. Lineage: Eukaryota; Metazoa; Chordata; Mammalia; Rodentia; Cricetidae.